Acipenser ruthenus (sterlet) is the source of this 7377-nucleotide messenger RNA. Its product is annotated as transcriptional activator GLI3-like. The transcript is spliced from 16 exons. NCBI's taxonomy places the organism in Eukaryota, Metazoa, Chordata, Actinopteri, Acipenseriformes, Acipenseridae. Gene Ontology annotation, cellular component: nucleus. The coding region runs from base 628 to 5370 and encodes 1580 amino acids. Gene Ontology annotation, molecular function: DNA-binding transcription factor activity, RNA polymerase II-specific; RNA polymerase II cis-regulatory region sequence-specific DNA binding. Gene Ontology annotation, biological process: smoothened signaling pathway; regulation of transcription by RNA polymerase II. The record is from RefSeq and is a predicted model, not a curated record.
UGCUGUGAUUGCAGGCAGUGAGGCGGCGGGAUGAGGAGAAGCAGAGAGAGUGUGUAUGUGUGAGUGUGAGUGUGUGAGUGAGUGAGAGAGAGAGAGAGAAACCGAAGGGAGGAGUCAUGGAAAGGAGAGCAGCUGGAGCUGCACUCGUUACUUCAUAUUAACCAAAUUUACACUAAAUACAGUAACACGCAAACCAGAAAAAAAAAAAAAUAUAUAUAUAUAUAUACUUCUUUCUGUCAUUGUCCCAACUGUAAUGGUAGAAUGCAGUCAGGCUAGCGCUGUGGCUAAAUCUGUGAAGUUUGAAGUUUAGGUGAAGGAGAAGGAAAAGUUUUGUUGUUGAGCGGUUUUGAUUAGUUUUUGAAGUGGAGGUUGGGGAGAGCGCAACAUUUUGGCUCAACGAAAACAUCUGCAAUUACAGAAAAACCGAAAUAACUUUAAACAAGCAAACAAAAAAGGAAGCAGGAAAAUUGUCUGGGAGAGGGAACUUUCAACCACAUGUAGAUGUUUAAUGGUUCAGUUUUCUCUGUCGCUGCCAGAAGCAUCCCAGUGGAACCAGGCUGUCUCUCCUUGGAGUAAGCGAUGAUACAGGAGUCAACGCAAGGAGAGUUUAAGUAAUGAGAAGCCAUCAUGGAAGCCCAGUCCCACGCCACCACCGCAGCUGAGAAAAAGAAAGUUCAAAAUGCCAUUGUGAAGGGCUCCACUCGAACAGAUGUUAGUGAGAAAGCAGUCGCCUCCAGCACAACUUCCAAUGAGGAUGAAAGUCCUGGACAGCCUUAUCAGAGAGAAAGAAGAAACGCAAUCUCAAUGCAGUCGCACUCAGGAGGACAAGGUCUUGGAAAAAUCAGUGAGGAGCCCUCAACAUCUACUGAGGAGAGAGCCUCACUGGUGAAAAAGGAGAUCCAUGGAUCCCUUUCCCACCUGGCCGAACACUCGGUCCCUUACCGCGGGACGCUAUUCGCGAUGGACCCAAGAAAUGGUUAUAUGGAUCACCAUUACCCCCCACCACAUCUUUUCCCAGCCUUCCACCCUCCUGUUCCGAUCGACGCCAGGCAUCAUGAGGGCCGCUACGUGUAUGAACCGUCUCCUGUUCCCCCGCUGCAUGUGCCUCCUGGUAUCGCAGGCAGUCCCGCAUUCUCCGACAUCUCCCUGAUCAGGAUUUCCCCUCACAGGAACCCUUCAGCAGCGGCCGAGUCUCCCUACAACCCUCCUCACCCCUACAUUAACCCCUACAUGGAUUACAUAAGGUCCUUGCACAGCAGCCCUUCCCUGUCCAUGAUCUCAGCUGCCAGGGGACUCAGCCCCACCGAUGUACCACAUGUGGGUAUUGGCCCAACUGAAUAUUACCAUCAAAUGGCCCUGCUGGCAGGUCACAGGAGUCCAUAUGCUGACAUAAUUCCUUCAGUAGCAACCACAGCAGGGGUGGGGGCCACUGCUCUCCAUAUGGAAUACCUACAAGCCAUGGAAUGUUCCAGGUUUCCCAGUCCCAGGUUGUCAGCUCGCCCCAGCCGCAAGAGAGCCCUGCCUAUUUCCCCUCUCUCCGACCACAGCUUUGACCUACAGACCAUGAUAAGGACAUCUCCAAACUCCCUGGUUACCAUCCUGAAUAAUUCCAGAAGCAGCUCCUCAACAAGUGGCUCAUAUGGCCACUUAUCUGCAGGUGCAGUGAGCCCUGCUCUGAGCUUUGCCUACCCACCUACCCCAGUGGCCCUCCAGCAGAUGCAUCAGCAGUUAAUGAGCCGUCAGCCAAGCAUAGGCUCUGCCUUCGGACACAGCCCUCCCCUCAUCCAUCCUGCUCCGACUUUUGCCACCCAAAGGCCCAUCCCCGGUAUCCCAAAUGUCCUGAGCUCAGCACAAGUCAACACAGGGCCUUCCGAGUCCACACAGAACAAGCCCACCAGUGAGUCAGCAGUGAGCAGUACGGGAGACCCAAUGCACAACAAGCGCUCCAAGAUCAAACCAGGUGAAGAUCCUUCCAGCCCAGGUGCAGGAAGCAUGCAGGAACAGCCUGAAGGAAUGACCUUGGUAAAGGAAGAGGAAGACAAGGAUGAAAGCAAGCAAGAGCCUGAGGUGGUAUACGAGACAAACUGCCAUUGGGAAGGCUGUUCCCGAGAGUUUGACACACAGGAACAGUUAGUCCAUCAUAUUAACAAUGACCACAUCCAUGGGGAGAAGAAAGAGUUUGUCUGUCGCUGGCUGGAUUGCUCCAGGGAGCAAAAGCCUUUUAAGGCCCAGUACAUGCUGGUGGUUCACAUGAGGAGACACACAGGGGAGAAACCACACAAGUGCACGUUUGAAGGUUGUAUUAAGGCCUACUCCAGACUUGAAAACUUGAAAACCCACUUGCGGUCUCACACUGGAGAGAAACCAUACGUCUGCGAACAUGAAAGCUGCAACAAGGCCUUCUCCAACGCUUCAGACCGAGCCAAGCACCAGAACAGAACCCACUCAAACGAGAAACCUUACAUUUGUAAGAUCCCCGGGUGCACAAAGCGUUACACUGACCCAAGUUCCCUCCGAAAGCACGUCAAGACGGUCCACGGCCCUGAGGCUCACGUGACAAAGAAGCAGCGUGGAGACAUCCAUCCACGACCUCCUCCCAGAGACCCUGGCAGCAACUCCCAGUCCAGAUCCCCAGGACAGCACCCUCAAGGGGGCUUCGGAGACCAAAGGGAUUACAACCACACUACCUCAAAGCAGGACGAAUGUCUGCAGGUUAAGGCAAUAAAGACAGAGAAACCUAUGGCGUCUCAGCCAAGCCCUGACGGUCAGUCUUCAUGCAGCAGUGAACAGUCCCCCAGCAGCAACAAUUCCAGCAGUGGAAUCCAGCUUGCUCUGAACGGUGGAGGCAGCAUGGGAGACCUCAGUGCCAUUGAGGAGGCCCCCAUCAUGGAUUCUACAGUGUCCACAGCAACUGCAGCACUCGGCCUGCAGGCCCGGAGGAAUGUGGCAGGGAUGAGAUGGAUGGAGCAGGUCAAAAUGGAGAGGCUGAAACAAGUCAACGGAGCCCUACCAAGGCUGAGCCCCGUUCCACCUCCAAAAGGCCCAUCCCUGCCUCCCGUUUUAGGAAAUGGCUCACAGCCCGGCUCCUACAGUACUGGCGGUGGAUCCAUGACCAUCCUUCCCAAUAGGAAUGAGCUCUCCAUCACUGACAUCACAGUAUUGAACCUGUUGAACGACCGACGAGACAGCACCACCAGCACCAUAAGCUCAGCCUACCUGAGCAGCCGGCGCUCUUCAGGAAUCUCUCCCUGCUUCUCCAGCCGCAGGUCCAGCCAGGCCUCGCAGGCCGAGGGGCGGCACCACAACAUCAGCGUGACAGACUCAGCGUACGACCCCAUCUCCACAGAUGCUUCUAGACGCUCCAGUGAAGCCAGCCAGAGCGGCGGUGGGAAUGGUGGAGGCUUGCUGAACCUCACCCCUGCCCAGCAUUACAGGCUCAAGGCCAAAUAUGCUGCUGCUACUGGGGGACCGCCACCAACACCGCUGCCCAACAUGGAACGCAUGAGCCUAAAAACCAGAAUGGCGAUGAUGGGCGACUGCAAGGAAACCGGGCUUUCUCCUUUGCCUCCUGUGAACGUGCCGAGGAGAUGCAGCGAUGGCACGGCUAAUGGAUAUGGCAGGAGGGGUCUUUUGCCUCAUGAAGCACUAGGGAACAGUAUACGGAGAGCCAGUGACCCUGUAAGGACAGUAUCUGACCCAUUUAACCUUCCCAGGGUCCAGCGGUUCAACAGCCUCAACAAUGUGAACCCUCUUCCCAUGCCUCCGUUCACAGAAAGAAGGAACUUGAGCCUCCAGAACUACAACCGCUCUGAUGGCAACCUGCGUCGCUCCAUGUAUUCACCUUGCCCCCCCAGCAUCAGCGAGAAUAUUGCCAUGGAAGCAAUGGCAAUGGAAGCAGAGGGUCUCCUUAGCGAUGAGGACAUCCUGCCCGAUGAUGUGGUGCAGUACCUUAACUCCCAGAACCAGGCGCUCUACGACAACCUGAACGUCAUGCCAAGAAACGAAGGCCCCCAGGACAUCACAGCAGGCAUACCUGAUAGGUAUGAUCAGUUGCAGGCACUAGCAGUAGGCCAGCAGUACCAUAGCCCUGAGCAUGAAACAAACAAGGACGACAUGCCUAUCCAGUGGAAUGAGGUCAGCUCAGGGAGUACUGACAAGUCGCCUCCCAAGCAGAAGUAUGGACAGCGACCACUAGCCAGCCAGCCCAACCAGACCUUUGGGCUGUUUAACAACAUGGUGGUACAGCAACAACAACAACAACAACAACAACAGCAGCAGCUAAACAUACCUAGGGACAGCCAAGAGAUGUAUGCCAUCCAACAAAAUGGCUACCAGCAAGACACUGAGGUGGACCCAUAUAAUGUCCAGGAUGCUUUGGGUAAUACAAACAAUGCUGGCAGUAUUUUUGGCAUACAGAUGAACAAAGGGCAACAGCAAUACAGACAGAAUUUUGGGAGGAUUGAUAAUUCUUACAACGAGGGCUCACAGAGCCAGGAGAUCAGAAGCAAUGGCAUACAGAUGAUGAAUGACAACCAACACAACAUCAGGCAGGCCUCUGUGGCAGCAAGACGCCAAGUUGCCAACAUGGCUGGUGAACUACAGCAGCGGGCACAUUCUAUCCAGCGUAAUUACAUGCAGACCCAGCCAAUGGUCCAGCAAAUGAAUGAGGGUUUACCCUUUCAAGGAUUGAACAGAGGGAACCCAAUGGCUAUGGCUCACUCUCAAUCUGUCCAAGGCCAAGUGCUGCAGGGUUAUUCUCAGUUAGCGCCUGUUACUCAGCAAAACAGUGUUAUGUAUAAUUCCAACAGGCAGCAGCAGAGGAACAACAUGGCACAGCAGGGUCAAAUGAGGAAUGGGAAUCCAACAUUUCAGGUUACUAAUGUGAAGUUGGAAAUGCAGGACCAGCUACAACAGACCUCCUGCUCUGGGAUGCAGAAUUACCCAGGACAGGUGUUUGACCAAAACAUGGGCUUCAAACCGGCAACCGUAAAGCCUGCCUCAUUCUCUGACCAGGAGAACAAUUGCAUGCUGGGUGCUACUACCAACAAUAACAACCCCUCUGAGCUUCUGUCUCCAGGGGCCAACCAGGUCACCAGCACAGAGGAAAACAACAGCAGUAGCCUGGACAAUGUUCAGUUGGAUUUUGAUGCCAUCCUGGAUGAUGGGGACCAUGCUAGCUUAAUUUCUGGGGUCUUGAGUCCAAGUAUCUUUCAGAACCUCUCCAGGAACUCUUCCCGCCUCACCACUCCUCGAGCUUCAAUGCCAUUCCACAGCGUGCCUGGCGGCCUCACCAAUAUGGCUGUUGGGGACAUGAGUUCUUUGCUGACCUCCCUUGCAGAAGAAAGCAAAUUUCUUGCCAUCAUGCAAUAGACAUUCAUGACUGGUAUAUUGAACUACAGGAAAAGGGACUUUUAAUAGACAAAGUUUAACAAAACAAAAUCAAAGUAAGGCGUGUUGUAGCCAUCUCAUCCUUGGAAAGGGAUGCUUUUAAAGUAUAUUCCUUUUCUGGAAUGAAGACUUUUUUUUUAAGCCCUUAUUUUUUGUAUUUUUUUAUUAUUAUUAUAUUAGGAAGAUAUUGUCUUCCAUUGAUGUAAUUGAAACAGUAUUCUGUGUAUUGUCACCGUUUUUUCUGUAAAAUUUAGAUAUACUGCAUGUUGUAAGGUCAAAUGUAAACACUGUCUUCAUUGGUUAGUAAGUUGAUCCAUCUGGUGAUGUUGUGACUGAAGAGCAAUUAAGUGGACAUCUGCAUAUAAGUUGUCGGCACUACAGGUUAAAACGGGUUUAAAAAUCACAUACAACUGGACCCAAAGGGUGUGUUUUUUCAUUCUUGUUUGCUGACGUGUAUACUUCAUUCUUCAAAAGCUUAAGUCUUCCAAGCCGUAGUAUGUGUUCUUCUGCAUACGCUUACACCCACCGUCCUGAUUAGAAACUGGUAAUUUUUAUGUCUUAAUUGUGGAUGGGUAUUGUUUAGUAGCCCACAUUAUGAACAUCUGCAUUUUUCUAUGUGUGUUUACACUGUGUGUAUAUAACUUUGGUGUUUGUACAUUGCAUAUUCAGAAUAUGCAUAUAUUGUUUUCGUACUUUUUUGCUUGUUUGUUUGUUUGUUUUACAGUACAUGAACAUUUGGAACAUGCCAGCGUGCUUUCUCUUGAAGUUAUACAGAGUAUUUGAGCCCCUGGAAUUGUAUUGAGUGCAUUGUGAUUGGACAAGAGAAAAUGCUGUGGUGUAUAACUGUUUUAGUGAACUGAGGGGUUUAUUUUCUUGUUAGGAAGACUAAAAAUCUCCUAAAAUGAGGAGCUAUAUGUUCUCACAAGUAUGAUUCAGUCUCGAUGUGAGACAUACUGUACAUCAGGGUUCAUCAACCAGGGUUAGCAUGAACCAUCCAACCUCGGAUUAGAGAAUACCUCCUUUAUAUCACUUUACGUGGGAGCUAAAAACUUGACUUGUUCAGUAAAUAUGUUGUGUAGACAGUGUGUCCAGUUAUGUGGGGGUACUGUAUGAAAAGUACUAAUGUACAAUUUGGGCAGUGAAGUUUUCUUUAAAAAAACAACAAUUUUUGUUUCAAUAUAUGUCUCUGUAAAAAGAAGGUACUGCUUUUUAUUUAGUGUUUCCUUUUUUUUAGUAGUGUAAAGUAUAAAGCCUAGGUACAGCUAUGUAUGUCAAAGAUGUACCAGUAUUUGUUGUCCCCUGAAAAAAAAUGAAGGGCUGUGUUCAUAAAGCAUGUUUAUCAAGGUUUUCCUAUUUAAAUGUGGUUACAUAUGUGCAAGUUGAGUUACACAUUUCAGGCUUAAAGGAGCUUUCAGUGAAAUUUCAACCGUUAUUCAUAUAAUAUAAACAGGAUUUACUGAGCCCUAAGUGUUUAAGGUAUGUGCCUUAUUUGUGUUCAUGUUACAAAGAGCUUAGCAGGAACACUGCUGAAUUCCAUUGUUAAGUAUUAAUACUGUUUGACAUUUCUUGUAACCUGUAGCAUUUCAUUGUUUGAAAACCCAUUUUGUAAGCUGAUGUAUUUCCCCAUCAGUUUUUGGGAGGCAUUGUAGUGCAUCUUGCAGACUUGUAAAAUACACAACUUUUAAUUAUUUUUCUUUUCUUUUUUUUUAGAGCUUUUUGUAAAACCGUAAUUGCAAGUAAUCAUUUUUGUAUCUGUAAAUACAUUAUAUGUUAUCUAGAUUUAGAACUGACAUAAAAACAGGAUUCACUGGCCAACAUUUGAUGAAUUUUACAGCAGGGAUUUGAAGGUCCAAGCCUUGGCUCAGACAGAAGGCUCUGUAGCAUUGUGUGCAUAGAACAAUGUGCGUUUGCUGUCAGAACCACUUAGCUUUUUUAUAACUGAGGAAAAUGUUUGUACAAUUUUAAUAAAAAAAAGAACUUUAUAUUUGA